Messenger RNA from Myripristis murdjan (pinecone soldierfish), 402 nucleotides. Its product is annotated as C-type natriuretic peptide 2-like. The transcript is spliced from 2 exons. Gene Ontology annotation, biological process: receptor guanylyl cyclase signaling pathway; cGMP biosynthetic process. The coding region runs from base 7 to 402 and encodes 131 amino acids. NCBI's taxonomy places the organism in Eukaryota, Metazoa, Chordata, Actinopteri, Holocentriformes, Holocentridae. Gene Ontology annotation, cellular component: extracellular region. Gene Ontology annotation, molecular function: hormone activity. The record is from RefSeq and is a predicted model, not a curated record.
UCAGAGAUGGCCGCCUCCUCUUCCUCCUCCUUCGUCGUCCUCCUCCUCCUCCUCCCCGUCGCCGUGGAGACGCGACCUUCGCCUCAACGAGACGACGCUCAGGUUCUCCAGUCUCUUUUCGGUUCUCGUCUCUCUUCCCUCAUCUUGGCCCCUCCCACCCCCGAUGACAUCACAGAGGGGUCAGCCCAGAGCCCCGCCCCCUCCUCUUCUUCCUCCGCCUCCCCGCUGCACGCUGCGCGGGGAUUGGCCGGCAGACAGGAAGUGGUUCCCGGGUUCUUCCUGGACUUCCUGCAGCGGCACAGGAAGCUGCGUGGGCGGAGCAGGAAGUCGAUGCUGGGAGGAAGAGGAUGCUUCGGGAUGAAGAUGGACCGCAUCGGCUCGCUCAGCGGCCUGGGAUGUUAG